Molecule: messenger RNA, 892 nt
Organism: Argentina anserina (silverweed cinquefoil)
Lineage: Eukaryota; Viridiplantae; Streptophyta; Magnoliopsida; Rosales; Rosaceae
Product: histone H3-like centromeric protein cnp1
Exons: 8
Coding region: 168-680 (170 amino acids)
Cellular component (GO): nucleosome
Molecular function (GO): protein heterodimerization activity; structural constituent of chromatin; DNA binding
Source: RefSeq, a predicted model, not a curated record
GCCCACAAAAUUGUAAUUCCGAAAUUCCGAAAUGAAAUUUCUGAACAGAAAUUAAAAAUCAAAACCACAAAAACUCUGAAGCCCUUUUCCCUCUCUCUCUUUCUGAAGAGAGCAAAACCCUUCCCUUCUCUCUCUCUCUCUCGUUUCUCUUGCUCGUUGACUCGUCAAUGGCGAGGGUCAAGCACACAGCUUCCCGGAAAGCCCGCCCUAAAUCCGCUCGCUCGCAACCAGAAGCAAGCUCGCCGGCGGCGUCACCGGCACCGUCUAGAGGGACAGGAAGGACGAGGGGAAGUCCCAGAAGUCCAGGAUCACAGAGGCACGGCACGCCAAGGAAGGAUGCUGCAAAAGGUCCGGAAGCACAGACACAGAGGAAGAAGAGACGUUACAGGCAAGGAACUGUUGCUCUUAGAGAGAUUCGUCACUUCCAGAAAACAGUGAAGCUGGUUAUCCCAACUAUACCCUUCAUCAGAUGUGUAAGAGAGAUCACUGGUACAUUGUCUGAUGAUGUUACUCGUUGGACUGCAGAAGCCAUGCAGUGUAUUCAUGAGGCCGCAGAGGAUUAUCUAGUUCAUCUGUUUGAAGAUUCAAUGCUCUGUGCAAUUCAUGCAAAGCGUGUUACACUUAUGAAAAAGGAUCUUGAGCUUGCUCGUCGUCUUGGAGGAAUGGGUGGGAGGUGGUGAGAGUAAUUAGAAUUUUAUGACUUGUUCUGACAGUAGCAGUAUGUUGUACUUAAUGGUAGGGCUUUAAAUUGUAGCAAGCGGUUGGAAUUAUCUAUAUGCUAGUCUGGAUCUGUAUAACAGAUUAACAGAUUUAAUGUCAUGUAAACUUUCAGUAUGAUUUUGAUCUCUUCCCAACUGAAAUAGGCAAUGUGAUUCUUGAAGAUUUAUUUAUC